CCCUCCGUUUAACGAAUGAGCGCGCUCGUCUAGUUCGGCUACCCGCGGCGCAGGAUUCUAGUUCCCUGCGGGAGGCUGAUGCUGUCAACCGCGUCGCCGAGAUGCCUGUGCCCCCGUCCCUUUUCCCCUGCGUGUCAUGAGCUGCCCUAAAGACUCUUCACGCCCGCCUCGACGGUCCUGGGAGGCCCUGGCUGAUCUGGCGAUGGUGAUCUCCACCGCGUUGGGCCCCGGGGCUGCCCGCCUCUUUUACUACCCGACCCUCUUGUACACGCUGGUGCGGGAGCAGCUGCCUGGCUCGCAACGGCCAUGGUUCAGCCGCAUCGACCGCGCCGUUGUCUUGGGAGCCCUUCCUCUGCGGGGACGCUGCCGCCAGCUGGUAGAAAAAGAGAACAUCCGAGGAGUGCUUACCAUGAAUGAAGAGUAUGAGACUCGCUUCCUGUGCUGUUCUCCAGAGGAAUGGGAGGCAAUGGGUGUAGAACAAAUGCGCCUUAGCACUGUGGACUUGACUGGAAUCCCCUCACUGGAAAAUCUGCAGAAAGGUGUCAAGUUUGUACUGAAACAUCGUGAACGUGGAAACAGUGUCUAUGUGCAUUGCAAAGCUGGACGCUUUCGCAGUGCCACCAUGGUUGCUGCUUACUUAAUUCAGGUCCACCAGUGGACUCCUCAGGAAGCAAUUGAAGUCAUUGCUAAGAUUCGUCCUCAUAUCAUUGUCCGUCGUAAACAGCUGGAGUUAUUAGAGGACUUUCAUAAGUCUGUAACUGAUGGAAAUCCUGCACAGCUACAGCAGAAGCCAACAGAUGCAAAACACCAACCACCACAGAAUACACAAAGAGAGACAAAGCCACCAAAAGAUAUUCAAGUUUCCCCUCUGAAAACAUCUGGUUCCUAAUUUAUUGCUUAGGAGCAACUUAUCAGUCAGUUCGUUUCUGCAGUGGUAGAAUAAAAGUUUUAAUUACCGCCUGCUUUGCAAUCAAUAGAUGAGCGUGCUUUGCCUGUUAUACUGUCUCUGCUUCUUGAUUACUUUAGAGUAGAUGCAUGGGACCUCUUGACAAUGCUUUUUUCUCUCAAAUACAAGGUAUUAUGAAAUCAUAGUGCUGUUCCAGUAAAAGCCUUUAUUGAGAUUUGUACCCCCAGUUCUUACAGAUCAAUAAGGAGGGGUUGACACCUAGUAUCAGGGUAAUGACGCAGUACAAGGGUAAAUUUGCUAUUCAUAUCAGGUGGAAAUGCAUUGGGCAAUAGCAACCCGCUCUUGUCACAGAAAAACAACAAAUCUGUAAUAUGCAUUACUUAAAGUAAUUCUAGCUCAAUAAUUGUCUUCUGCAGUUCUAAUAAGGAGGACUUUACAAGAAAUCA
Python bivittatus (Burmese python) is the source of this 1353-nucleotide messenger RNA. It is a transcript of the gene PTPMT1, whose product is annotated as protein tyrosine phosphatase mitochondrial 1. Gene Ontology annotation, biological process: protein dephosphorylation. Gene Ontology annotation, cellular component: mitochondrion. Gene Ontology annotation, molecular function: phosphatidylinositol-4,5-bisphosphate 5-phosphatase activity; phosphatidylglycerophosphatase activity; phosphoprotein phosphatase activity. The record is from RefSeq and is a predicted model, not a curated record. Lineage: Eukaryota; Metazoa; Chordata; Lepidosauria; Squamata; Pythonidae.